This is a messenger RNA of Halichondria panicea, 2481 nucleotides long. Its product is annotated as serine/threonine-protein kinase WNK1-like. NCBI's taxonomy places the organism in Eukaryota, Metazoa, Porifera, Demospongiae, Suberitida, Halichondriidae. Bases 184 to 2301 code for a protein of 705 amino acids. The transcript is spliced from 2 exons. The record is from RefSeq and is a predicted model, not a curated record. Gene Ontology annotation, molecular function: protein kinase activity; protein binding; ATP binding. Gene Ontology annotation, cellular component: cytoplasm. Gene Ontology annotation, biological process: signal transduction; protein phosphorylation.
UGCACUAACAAAGGGAGGAAGUAGAGCGUGUAUAGUUAUAGUUAACUACAGUAGUAGAUCUAGUUUUAUGAUAUAUAUGAACAAAUUAGAAGAAUCUUCAAACAGGCUAGAUAUAUCUGUAGUGUUCUUUGGCGAAUCCAACUGUCUUAUUGUGAUUAGAUCUAGAUAGCCAGAUAGACAUUCAUGGCCACUAAUCAAUCACUUGGAAGAAACCAAAGACUACAGAGCUAUUGCCUCACUGGAGUGAAGGAAACAGGAGCUGAGAUUGGGAGAGGUUCUUAUGCAGUCGUUGUUGAGCUUCGGUUUAAAGGGCUUAAGUGUGUCGGUAAGAAACUCUACCCCCAUCUUUACAAUGGUGUAGGGAUGUUGCAGAGAUUUGAAGAAGAGUGUGACCUUCUUGCUCAAGCCAGGCAUCCAAAUAUUGUGCAAUUUCUUGGUGUCACAUUCAAAGAAGGCACCCACCUUCCUACAAUUAUUAUGGAAUUCAUGCACACGACUCUAUCAGCCUGUAUUGAUCGAUAUGGGGCGCUACCCCAAGAAAUUAGCUAUUGCAUUCUCAAUGAUGUAGCUACUGCACUCUGCUAUCUACACGGCAGUAAUCCUCAGAUUAUACAUCGUGAUUUGACAGCUAACAACGUUCUACUGACUCGAGAUAUGAAUGCAAAAAUCUCAGAUCUAGGAGUGGCAAAAAUUCUCAACGUCACACAGGCUAGAAUGAUUCACAUGACUACUUGCCCAGGAACCCCUGCCUAUAUGCCUCCUGAGUCACUAGAACAUAACCCCACCUAUGCUACCAGCAUUGACUCUUUCUCUUUUGGAGUGACAAUGGUUCACCUAUUGAGCGGUGAGUGGCCUAUACCCAGCAGUGCCACAAUUAUCGAUCCUCUCAAUCCAAAUCAAAUCACUCCGCGUACUGAGGCCGAGAGAAGGCAAACGUUUCUGGAUGACAUUGGAGAGGGCCACCCUCUAAUGAGACUGAUACUAGGGUGUCUCAGUAAUAACCCCUCGUAUCGCCCAAGUGCUGAGGACAUCCUUCAAAGAGUGAAUGCUGCAGCUGGAGAUUACCUACCAUCUUAUGUGGACAAAAUCGUUCAGAUAACAGCUGAGAGUCAGCAGCAACAAGAUAUAGACGACCUUUGCAAGCAAAUGAAUGAAUUUCAUCAAAAGUACAAGAGCAGAUAUGGAUCAAGAAAGCAGACAGAGACCGCCCACAGCAAACUUCGAGACAAGACAAUUCAAGUACCUCCAUCCGGCUUGAUAGAAGAAGAUCAACUGCAAACAGCUGUCAAUUUUAGGGAAAUGGAACAAAAAAUGUCAGCCACACAGAAGGAACUAGAACUGAAGAUCAGCCAAUUAGAAAAAGAGCAAGCAAAGCUGAUAAAUCCGUUUUCAACUGAUAGUCAACUUAAGUGGGCACAAGCUGCCGAUCUUCCCGUCGCUAUGGGAACCGCUCAAUGUGUGACAAUAGGAACAGACCUUUAUGUCGGUGGAGGGGGCGUAGAUGACAAUAACGACGGUCAGCUGUUCAGGAUUUAUAACUACUGCUCAAUUGAGAAGCUUUGGCACAAAACAGUACCGUCUCCACAGUGCUACUUUGGACUUGCGUGCAUACAAGGAAAACCAGCUACAGUUGGCGGUAUCUCAAGUUAUUCAAACAUGGUCACUGGAAAAAUUUCAAUAUACGAAAAAUCAAACGAUACAUGGACUGAGUGCAAGUCGGUGCCAUGCAUGCCUACACCGAGACUGCGUGUUUGUGCCGUGAGUACUGACGACUGCAUUAUUGCUUGUGGGGGAUUCAAUAGAAAUAAUGAAUGUGUUAAUACUGUUGAGAUAUUUCUGCACAAAACCAAUCAAUGGUGUUCCGCUACAUCGCUGCCAGCAUCGAGAGCUGGACUACGUUGUGCUAUCAUUAGAAGCAAAGCUUACUUCAUGGGCGGAUACUAUCCUACAAUGCGACUUACAGAUACAACGAAGAACUGCUUCUGCGUCAACCUAGACUCAAUUCAGCCAAACAAAAAAAUCCAACUGGCAUGGAAAAGCCUUGCUGAUUUGCCCUUUCCUGGCUGUGCACCAGCGAAUAUGUGUGGAGCAUUGAUGGCUUUUGGUGCAGAAAAACAGCAUCACGGCGUGUACUUUUAUGAGCCCAACUCGAAACAGUGGAUACGUAUCAGUAAUCUGCCACAGUAUAGAUUCAAUCCAGGAGCUGCUGUACUAUCCAACAACCAGUUAGUACUAGUUGGUGGCUGGGACACAGUAGGAAGAAGAUCAAGCACUUUCAUUGGCACGAUAGAGAAGAAUUAAUACGUUACAUGCAAGCAUGCAUGCAUGCUGCUAUGGUUACUGCAUGUACUUUAAACUAUACUCUGUACAUGAAUAAUUAUUACGUAUACAUUCAUUUAUCCAUCACUGCACAUGAUUUUUAUAAUAUCUACUCAGUCAUAAUAAUGACUUCCAUGCAUGCAUGACUGAAUAUUGGUAUAU